AUGGAGAAGGUGAACAUCGAGCCAUGUGUGAAGAUGGACACCCAAACCCUUGAUCUUCUCAAGAUAAGAGAUGAUGUCACAUGGUACAUAAGGAAGCUAGGCUUGAGCAAGCUCUUCAAGCUAGAAUGUAGUGAGUACUCACAACUCACCAAGGAGUUCCUCUCCACAGUAGCUCUUGCCUUUCCCAACCACAAUGGAGACCAACCAGCUGGUGAUGGACUCCUACUCUUCAAGAUAGGCGAUGCCAAUGGGCGCAUCUCCAUCUCAGCUCUAUGCCAACUCUUUGGACUUCCCAAUGAGACAGCACAUGACUUCAAGGAGAACUCAAAGAGGAAACAAGCUGCCUUUGCUGAUUGGACACACUUUGCCAAUGAACCAUUCUUGCCUUCAAGGUCAAAGGUGUCUAGAAUCACUCAUCCAGCCAUUCGCUAUGUGCACCGCCUCAUCUCCACCACUUUCCAAUGCAAACAAGAAGCCAACAAGGUCACAACUGAUGAGUUCUACAUCCUCACCACACCAUUCAUCAAGCAUGAGUACAAGGCCAACCUUGGACUUUUACUUGCCAAGACAUUCAUCAAUGUGAGGAAGCUAGCUCAAAGACUUGGAAGGCAACAAGAAGCUUUGUGUUCGUUUUGGGAGGCUUAUCACGGCCAUAGUACUGCAUGUGGGGAUUGA
Microthlaspi erraticum is the source of this 675-nucleotide messenger RNA. NCBI's taxonomy places the organism in Eukaryota, Viridiplantae, Streptophyta, Magnoliopsida, Brassicales, Brassicaceae. The record is from the annotation of a GenBank genome assembly.